CCUCGUAUACUCUCAGAUUCUCUUUUCCCACUCAUCCAACAGAAACUGAAACGCCAAAAAAUUUUCAGUUCCUGCUCUGCUUCAAUGGGCCAUGGAAGCUCCAGGUCGAAGGAAAACGGCAACGGCACUCCAGAUUCUAAUGGCUCCCGCUUGUCUCGCUUCCGGCGGAGGCUUCACCUCCACCGCCAUCAGCAUCACCGCCUAUUCCAUCGCCGUUCACGUGGCCACGGCUCGAGCUCUGGUUCUAAUUUGAAGGUCCUGGACGCCGAGGAUUUCGCUGGCAUUGCUAUCCUCACUCUAAUCGGUGCGGAUAUGAAGGUCAAAGACAAGUGGCUUGCCUGUGUUUCUUUUGGUGAACAGACCUUUCGCACAGAUAUUUCCGAUCAGACAGAAAUGCCUAUUUGGAACGCUGUAAGUAUUCUGAAGUCUGAACCUCAUAUUUUGUAUGUCAAUCACGCAAGCAAAAAACGUCUUGCCUUUUAACUG
Messenger RNA from Carica papaya (papaya), 486 nucleotides. Lineage: Eukaryota; Viridiplantae; Streptophyta; Magnoliopsida; Brassicales; Caricaceae. The record is from RefSeq and is a predicted model, not a curated record.